UUCUUGUUGCAACGUUCAAGCCGUGUAGACGUCUUCGGUUUCGUUCAUCGCGUGUGCUCAACGUAUUUUUAAUUUGGUAAACUUGGCUUACACUUACAUAGACAGCGACAGUGAGAGAGCGCGCGCGCACACACUGUAGGUGAGAAAACCAGCUUAGAGCGAGUCGACAAGUGUGUCUUCCAAACAGCAUCCGCAGCUGUCGUGUGUAACAAAAAGAGUCAAAGCUACCUGUUUAUGGUGUGUUGUUUGGCGGAUGAGUAUAACGUAGAGCGCAACGUCAAAUAGCUCAGCUGCAGCUACAUCGUACAUAGUUAAAAGUUUAAUACGCUCAAGCUGAGACGCUGCCGUAUCCACAGUCGUCGUGUCUCUCUCUUUGCAAUAGCAGCCAAGUAAUAGAUUGUAGGGUGUGGUGCAAAAAUAAUUUCAAAUAAUAAGCGAACAAAUAAAUACACAAAUACAAAUAUGAGUCGAUUCCACCUCAAAAUGUUUGAUAACCUCUUACCCGCGCUUUUGCUAUUUAUAACACUCGUCGCGCAACAAGCACAGGCGCAGAGGACACCCACGAUUUCAUACAUCACACAGGAGCAGAUCAAGGACAUUGGUGGUACCGUCGAAUUCGAUUGCUCCGUCCAGUAUGCCAAAGAAUACAAUGUAAUGUUUGUCAAGACUGAUACGGACCCCGUCUUUUUGACCAUUGGCUCCACGCUUGUGAUUAAAGACUCGCGUUUUUCGCUGCGCUACGAUCCGAACUCGUCGACUUACAAACUGCAGAUUAAGGAUAUUCAGGAGACGGAUGCUGGCACCUACAGUUGUCAGGUGGUCAUCUCGACGGUGCACAAGGUGUCCGCCAAUGUGAAAUUAUCAGUGCGUCGUCCCCCCGUCAUCGCCGAUAACUCGACACAAUCGAUAGUCGCCAGCGAAGGCACCGAGGUGCAAAUGGAAUGCUAUGCCAGCGGUUACCCAACUCCAACCGUCACAUGGCGUCGUGAAAACAAUGCUAUUCUGCCAACUGAUAGCGCCACCUAUGUGGGCAACAUACUGCGCAUCAAGUCACUGAAGAAGGAGGAUCGCGGCACCUACUAUUGUGUGGCCGACAACGGUGUCAGCAAGGGCGAUCGUCGUAACAUCAACGUUGAGGUGGAAUUUGCCCCCGUUAUCACCGUGCCACGUCCUCGCCUCGGCCAAGCGUUGCAGUACGACAUGGAUCUGGAGUGCCACAUUGAGGCGUAUCCCCCGCCAGCGAUUGUGUGGACCAAGGAUGACAUUCAGCUGGCCAACAAUCAGCAUUACACCAUCUCGCAUUUCGCCACCGCCGAUGAGUACACCGAUUCGACGUUGCGUGUGAUCACCAUCGAGAAGCGUCAGUAUGGCGACUAUGUGUGCAAGGCCACCAAUCGCUUUGGCGAUGCCGAGGCGCGUGUCAAUCUCUUCGAGACAAUUGUGCCCGUCUGCCCGCCGGCCUGUGGUCAGGCGUACUAUGGCGGUGCCGAGCACAUUGCCGCCUCGGCCUCCUCGUUUGCUCUGCUUGGCAUUUUGCUUGCCCUGCUCUUUGCCAGAUAAGCCAAUUAAUGUAGCCAACCCACCAGCAACACAACCAGACUACGAUGCUCCACGCUCCUCCAUAUCUAAUCCAAAAGCAAACCCAUCAAUCAGCUCUUGAUUAUAUACAAAACAUAUACAUAUUUAUAGCGUAUAUAGAAUCACAUUACAAGUAAUAGACAUCACUCAAAACUGUAGACGAAACGUGUCGCAAUCUAACAUAUAAUUGGAAACUUUUUUCUUUAUUUGGCAGCUCUUAUAUUAAGUUCUUGUUCUACUUAUUGUUUUCCAUGUCAAUGAUACAAAACGUCCAACCUUAUAUGUUAAGUUAAGUAUGAUAAGUUCAACGAAUGGAAUCAUCUCCUCUUAUAAACUAAUCUGAUAGCACAUAAAUCGAACCAAAUCGAAUCUCCCCCAAACUCACAUUCCAAUUGGUGUCCCGUCCGUAAUAUAUGUUCUUUUUUUAUAAUCUGUAUAUUUUUAAAUAUUUUGAUAAGACAAUGACUAUAUUCUCGAGUACAUUAUGUAAUACAAUACAAAACAAAAUCAAGCCAAGUUCAACACAAGUAACGCUGUCUAAGAUCAUUCCGCUUUACAUGAUAAUUAACUGAGAAUAUUUUAUUUUUUAUUAAAUAAAUAAUAAAGUAUUUUCUUGCUGCAAUGUAAUUAAGUUGAAAUAAAUCUGUCAAUUAAUUACUGCAUUUACAAUUCGAGACAAAGAUACACAUAUACGAACGAACGAUGAAUCCAACAACAAAAUCGUUAGCUCUUAUGCAAUAUUCGAAUUAUUUACUUUUGAAUAACAAUUAAAAACCCAUUUUUUUGUGGGUGUACAUAAUAUAAUUAAAUGAUUCGACUUUGUAAUAAAAAAAAAGAAAAUACAUGUGAAAAUCCAAUAAUUUAUUCUUUUUAUUUAAACAAUUUUAUAGUUGCAGUUUUACUGCCAAUGGGAUUACUUACUUAACAACUAUUUUUUUUUAGAACCGCCUGAAGUGGCAAUGCGAUAAUACAAAUUAAAUUCUGAUUCAUAGUCCGCAAAACAGGCGCCAUUGAAUGUCCUCUUCGGCGGCACAUAUUUGUGCAAAGCAUUGUCCAUAGCAAAGUGAUAAAUACGAUUGACUUUUUGCAAUUGAAGUUGCCCUUUCACACCCAACGCCUUAAUGUUGUCGAGUAACUGGACAAUUUCAUCGUGCUGUCUGCGUGCCUUUAGCUUCAUAUUGUGCGGAUCAACUGUGGAGAAUAGACGACGGAAAUGACACGGAAGGGCCAACGACAUAGUCUCGAGUAUGAGCUUACCAAUUAAUGGCUUCAAAUUCAAUUUCAAGUCAGACGAAAGUGCGGCAAUUGCCGACGCCCACAAAAUGCGUUUGUUAACUUCCUGCAGGGCGCCAUAGGGUGUUAGCAGAUGGCCCGGUGCCAGUUGCACGGUGGAGGCCAGCUCCUGGGAUUCCACGAUAAGCGGAUUGGCCGAAAUCAAAAAUGAACUAAGGGCAGGCACAAAUAUUUUAAAUACGAGCUAUAUACAAUCAUCUAGUUGGCAAACUCACCAUGCGCUUGGAAUGCAGCUCAACUUUUCCAGUGGUAUUUCAGCAAAUGUGUUCAACUCGAUGAGAUGACAAGGUAACGACGAACCCGAGCCGAAGGCCAUGACAGCAGUUGAGUUGAAUGCACCAGGCAUCAGAGUUGUAUUGUCUAAACUCCGAAGAAGUGUAGAAUUCGCCACACUGGUAUUCGCAUCGAUAUCCAGUUUAGUGCUGGACAAGACAUUGUCAUUUGUUAGACAGAAGCUGCUCUCCAUGCUCAUUAGUGACAUGUUACCCUUUAGCUUUGAGCUGAGGAACUGCGACUUGGUAUUGUGAGUCAUGUCAUUCAGCAUGUUUUUCAUUAUGUUCUUGUUGUAAAGGAUCUUCUCUUUGAUCUGCGACAUCUGCUCCAUAUCGUGAUGAAUACGAUUAAUGGCUAUAUUACUUUCACGAUACAUUUCCCUAAUUGAGCCGAGCAG
Drosophila nasuta is the source of this 3541-nucleotide messenger RNA. RefSeq names its product septate junction protein lachesin (gene Lac). The transcript has 2 exons. Gene Ontology annotation, cellular component: neuron projection. NCBI's taxonomy places the organism in Eukaryota, Metazoa, Arthropoda, Insecta, Diptera, Drosophilidae. Bases 463 to 1560 code for a protein of 365 amino acids. The record is from RefSeq and is a predicted model, not a curated record.